Messenger RNA from Pneumocystis jirovecii RU7, 1464 nucleotides. Its product is annotated as protein serine/threonine phosphatase. NCBI's taxonomy places the organism in Eukaryota, Fungi, Ascomycota, Pneumocystomycetes, Pneumocystales, Pneumocystaceae. The record is from RefSeq and is a predicted model, not a curated record. The coding region runs from base 1 to 1464 and encodes 487 amino acids. Gene Ontology annotation, cellular component: cytosol; nucleus. The transcript has 8 exons. Gene Ontology annotation, molecular function: protein serine/threonine phosphatase activity; protein binding.
AUGUCAAAUUUAUCCGCAAUUUUUUCACAAAUAUCCUCAGAAAAUACCAAACGAGCACUGCAAUUAAAGAAUCAAGGCAACAAACUUUUAUUAGAAAAAUCAUUUUCCGAAGCAAUAAAACUUUAUUCUCAAGCUAUAGAAUUAGACCCAACUAAGGCAGUUUAUUUUACUAAUAGAGCUUAUGCAUAUAUAAAUCUCGAAUCAUACAGACUAGCUAUUGAAGAUGCAUCUAAAGCCAUUUCUAUCGAUCCAUCUUACUUAAAAGCAUAUUAUAGACGAGCAAUAGCGUAUACAGCCACUUUAUGCUACUCUGAUGCGUUAAAAGAUUACCGUACUAUAAUAAAACAUAUUCCUAAUGACUAUGAAACUAGACGAAAAGCUAUUGAAUGCGAAAAAAUAGUUCGUAGAAUAGAAUUUGAAAAAGCUAUUAAUGUAGGAGAAGAGCCUUCUGCUACAGAAGGAAUUGAUUUUGAUGCUAUUGUUAUAAAAGAUGAUUAUGAUGGAAAACCAUUAGGAGACAAUAUGACUUUAGAAUUUAUAAAUGAUAUGAUUUCAAGAUUUUCUAAUGGAAAAAAAAUUCAUCUAAAAUAUGUUUAUCAAAUAAUAAUUGCAGUCAAAAAAAUCCUUAGUUCAGAACCAACAAUGAUGGAAAUAGAUAUAAAAUCUAAUCAUAUUCUUACAAUUUGCGGAGAUGUACAUGGACAAUAUUUUGAUCUACUUGAAAUAUUUAGAUUAAAUGGACAACCUUCGGAAUCUAAUUGUUAUUUAUUUAAUGGGGACUUUGUUGAUCGAGGUUCAUGGUCAACAGAAGUAGUCCUUUUACUUUACGCUUUCAAAUGGUUAUACCCUACUGGCAUUUUCCUUAAUAGAGGAAACCAUGAAACUGAUGAUAUGAAUAAAAUAUAUGGAUUUGAAGGAGAAUGCAAAGCAAAAUAUACGGAACGUACUUUUAAGUUAUUCUCAGAAUCUUUUAACUGUUUACCUCUUGCAACAUUAAUAGGUAGGACAUAUUUAGUGCUUCAUGGUGGUCUUUUUUCAGAUGAUAAUAUUACGUUGGAUGAUAUAAAAAAAAUAGAUAGAAUUUCUAAGAAACAACCUGGAAAUACAGGUUUAAUGAUGGAAAUUCUUUGGACAGAUCCUCAACCUUUACCAGGCCGUGGUCCUAGUAAAAGAGGUGUAGGUUUACAAUUUGGUCCAGAUGUUACCAAAAAAUUUAUAGAAACCAAUAAUUUAAAAGCUAUUAUUAGAAGUCAUGAAGUCAAGCCUAAUGGUUAUGAAAUAGAACAUAAUGGUCAUUGUAUUACAGUAUUUUCUGCUCCUAAUUAUUGUGAUACACAGGGAAACAAGGGAGCAUAUAUUCGAAUAGGUUGUAACUUAGAACUGGAAUUUAAAACUUUCGAUGCUGUUGCUCAUCCCAAUGUACCACCUAUGAAGUAUGCAACUGGUUUAAUAUCUAUUCUUUAA